ACGUGCGUCGUUCGGGAAAUGCGAAUGUAAUCGUUUGAUAAAUAAAAAUCCUCAGUAUACUUAGAACUUGCGUGGUUGACUGACUGGUGAAGUAUUAUCAGAAUCGUUCACAGGAAGUCUCUUGUUUUAAAUUUAUUACACAGUAGCCGCAGGUCAAUUAUAAGAAAACAAAAAUGUUGAAACAACAUCUUGAUAUGAUCGGAAGGAACGAGCCAAUCCAGAGAAAAGCCAAAUUCUGGCAAUCCUACGUCAGAGCAUUAAAAGGAUCGGACGACAUGAGGGCACCGGAAAUCACACACUACCACACUCCCGGCAGCAGAGGAGUGUUCAGACCGAUCUUGAGCGCCGAUUACCCGACAUGGCCCAGCUUCAAGUCCAUCUACGACGACCCCGUGCACCCGACCGACAGGAUCAACACACCCGGAUACCGUUACCUGCCGAUCUCCAGGGACACAUACGGCAUCUCGCCCAGGAACAUUUACCCACACAACUACCACUCCGACCGCUAUCCGACAUACGAUCCAUAUCACACCGAACCGUUCAAAGCGCUACAAGACUGGACGGAUCAUUUGAACCGCAUGGAUGCAUUGAACAAAAUAUUCCCCGGAGACCAUCCGGCGUACUACGAACCAAAGAAACCCUUACCGCUGCCCGAGAGACGAGCCAAGUCCCUACCGCCGCCCAUCAGAGGUUACAAUUACUCAGGAUUACCUAUUUUCUCGACCGGCGGUGUUAAGAGACGACCUUUGUCCGAGUUGUUUGAGCCCAGCGUAUACACUCCCCGAUCCAGAUACGUCCGGGACCCGUGGUGGUGGGAGUACCCGCACCUGAAACCGUAUACUCCAAUCAGUUCGUCGUACAGGCCGCCCGCAAAAUCAUACCUGAGAGACAGCUACUUGUCGCCGGUGAAGAGGACAUACUUGUGGGGACACCACCCCAUUAGGCUCUUCACUCCAAGCUACUAUUAUUGAAAAAAAAAAAUAUGAACUAUUCAAUGGAUCAGCGUCAUCUCCACGAACCUUUCGAACAAGCAACAAUACGCAACUCGUGAAAAAUACAUUACUACUUCAAAAUAAUAUAUUAAAAUCCAUUGACUACGUUAUUUAUUAUUUAUUAAACGUAUUGACACACU
This is a messenger RNA of Sipha flava (yellow sugarcane aphid), 1132 nucleotides long. RefSeq lists its product as uncharacterized. The coding region runs from base 174 to 971 and encodes 265 amino acids. Lineage: Eukaryota; Metazoa; Arthropoda; Insecta; Hemiptera; Aphididae. The record is from RefSeq and is a predicted model, not a curated record. The transcript is spliced from 6 exons.